Molecule: messenger RNA, 303 nt
Organism: Hyaena hyaena (striped hyena)
Lineage: Eukaryota; Metazoa; Chordata; Mammalia; Carnivora; Hyaenidae
Product: protein FAM71B-like
Exons: 4
Coding region: 1-303 (100 amino acids)
Cellular component (GO): nucleus
Source: RefSeq, a predicted model, not a curated record
AUGCUUUCCUCUUUCUUCCAACAACUGAUCAACAAAAGAGGAGAAGUGAUUGAUGUGCACAACAGCCUGCAGAUGGUGACAGUGGGCACUGCAUACACCAGCCACAACCUCACCAUAUCUGGUAUCAUGCUGCUGGCACAGCCAGCUGUGAGCUGUGCAGUCAGGGCCAGAAAUGACCAAGAUACCCGGGGAAAAGGCCACAGGUCCAUAAAGAGCUUGGAGCUGACCAGGUUAUCCCAGAAACUGAGGAGUAGCUGGUCUAAAACUAUGUCAGGAGAGAGAGAGAGACAGCGUGACAGCUGA